This is a messenger RNA of Nezara viridula (southern green stink bug), 1908 nucleotides long. The record is from the annotation of a GenBank genome assembly. Lineage: Eukaryota; Metazoa; Arthropoda; Insecta; Hemiptera; Pentatomidae.
AUGACAAAAAUGAUUUUUCAUGAGUAUAUUACAUACUUUCUCAUUUGUGAGGUUUUCAUUAUUGCAAAUGAAACAGAUAUAAAAAUUGAAGAAAUAGGAACUUCUGAAUUAUCGAUAUGUGAAAAUUCUACAUCUGAUUGUUACUCAGAACAGACCACCGAUCAAGUUUCUAUAUUCUAUUCAGACAGUCCAAAUGAAUUAACAACAGUGCCUGCUUUAAUAACUGAACCUACUAUUAAUAUAACAACUAGUACUACAUCAUCUAUACCCAUUGAUGCUAAUAAAGGAGAGGAGCAUAGUUCGACCGAAAAGCCUUGUUCUUGUGAUAUCACAGUAGGAAUUUGUAACAUUAAUUGUUGCUGUGAUAUGGACUGUAGUAAAUGGGAGAGAGAUGCUUUUUCAGAAUGUAUCAUGACAAAGACAAUCCCCACUGUUGGUCAUUGUAUUUCUACGAGCAUAAUCUAUAAAAACAACACACCUUACACAAUACUCAAAUCAGAAGAUGGAUUCUUUUGUAUAUCAAAAGACAAUUUUCCCGAAAGAAACUGGUAUUUAGAUCAAGGAAUAAUCAAAUCUGAAAGUGUAUUUGAAAAAGUUUGGCAAAGAAACAGGCAUUACUAUUGGAGAAUUCUUCAUCCUCCACUUUUUAUCAAGUUGAGUAAAAGGGAUGUCUACAAAUACGGUGAUCCGCUUUGGGUCUUUGUAAAUUCUACUAAUGCAGUUCAACAAUUGGCCUACCCUGCUCCAUUGGCAUCCUCUGUAUGUGGCCAGAAUAAACUUAUUCUAUAUUUACAAAAUUUUGAGAGCCUAUGUUUGGAAAGUACUCCCAUGUACGAGGAAGAGUGUGUUAAUUAUGGUCUUUAUCAGUCAGGAAAAUAUUAUCCCGGUCAAGUUCUAAUUUCUUCCCCAUCAUUAGUAAAUAACACAUAUGAGAUCCCAGAUGAAGCUCUCAUUACUAUAAAAUAUGUGUUGUGUGAUGAAGGUGGGUGCAAUGAAGUUGAUUCAUUCCCUGUUCCAGAAUUUGAUUCAUCGACUUAUGUUUGUAAGAAUUUGAUAACUAGUGUGGAUUUAGAAAUCAAACAUAAUGGGAGCCGAGGUAUAACUCAUGCACGGUGUCGUGUUGGUUUGAGUUCUACGGAUCCUCACAGACCACUAUUUCAAAGGAAAUUUAAAGUAGAAUUUUUCCCUGCUCGUCAGUCUAAUACAUCUGUAAUUUUUAAGAGAUCUGGCACUCCAGGUUACAGGAUUGGGCUUCCUGUUAUCACUGGAUCGUUACAGGAAGGAAAAGUUGUUAAGAAAAAUUAUUUAACUGUAAUCAGUGGUCCGAAUUGUUCACAAUCAACUGAUAUACUGUUUGGAGAAAAUAGUAGAACUCAGUGCAUUCUGCAAAUACCAUCGGAGUCAGCUAGAAAUUGCACACGCCUUUCAGAUGAGAUCGCUAAGCUUCUGCUCAUGCAAGGGAAUGGAGAUAUGAUCGGUGCUAGCGGAGAUCCAGACACAUGGCUAAAGCGGCCAGUACCUGUUCCUAUAAAUCUUUGGCAUACGGCUGCCAAUGAACCAUGCUCAGUUUCUACUUCAUUGUUGACAGACUUCCUCUAUUCCUACAGUGGCCCUUUAUGGCAACCAGAAGCAAAUAUUAUUGGUGUAUCAUCACGUCUUGGGGGUCAGCGCUUCAUAGACUGUUCAACAUCUUUGUUUUUCUGCAAUAUCCGUUUGUUGAGUAUUGUAUCAUUUACUGAUGUUAGUCAACCAGCACUUAGUAAGUUUGCUACCCCUCCAGUUGUGAAGAUUAAAUUACCUCAGGACUUUUUUUACCCUUUUUCUUCUUCGUCUUGUUUACCAUUGUUUAAUCGAAUACCCUUAAUGGUAUUUAUUAGCCUAGUGUUAGCAGUAAUUGCUGUUAAUUAA